Molecule: messenger RNA, 2033 nt
Organism: Aureobasidium vineae
Lineage: Eukaryota; Fungi; Ascomycota; Dothideomycetes; Dothideales; Saccotheciaceae
Source: the annotation of a GenBank genome assembly
CAAACACAAUGAUCAGAAAGCAUGAAUUCGGACGCUCUUCUGGCUCGUCGCCUGCUGCAAAGCGUCAAAAGAUAGCGGUUGCGUGUGACGCUUGCAGAAUACGCAAGAUCCGGUGUGAUGGCAAGGAACCAGUGUGCACUCAAUGCGUAAGCGGAAGGAAACUGCAUACCUGCACUUACGGGCGGAAGCCACCCGAGGUUCAACGAGAAAAUCUACAGGACCUAGAGAGUAGUCUCGUACAAGACGACACACUGCGAAGCACGAGGGAGAGUGCGGAUGCUAUGUCUACAGCUCAAACCAGACUGAAUGGCAUAGCUGCGGCGUAUACUGGUCCUUCACGUCCAAAUAUAGCUUCGGACAAGCCUCAGAAUGUGGUCUUUGGCGAAUCCCCAUCCACGACAUUCUCGAAUCGACUGUCUCGUCAUCCAGAACAUCCUCAGCAAGGCUUCAAUUUCAUCGAGACGAACAGAGUACCCUUCAAACUUGGCGGCUCUGCUGAGAAAGCAGGGGUGUUGCCUCGUCGUCGUAUUGCAGAUGAGAUAGUCGACGAUUACUGGAAAUUUGUGCAUCCUCUAUUUCCGAUACUACAUCGACCCACAUUCAUGGCUGCAUACGAAAAGUCAUGGAUGUCGCAGCCAAGCCAGGGUACAAAAGCAGAUGAAGGCCGACGAGAGUUCGAGGAGGCUCUGUUCUUCUCGACUCUGAAUAUCAUGUUCGCGCUUGGAACCCGAUUCUGCGACAGCGUAGCAGCAGCGGACAAGAGCGAUAUGGUAAAAGAGUUCUACAACAGGUCAAGGCAGGUCUUUACGUUCGAUGUCCUCGAUCAUACUUUCAUGCCGGUCUUGCAAAUGGUGCUGCUUCAGGGUGUUUACCUACAGUCCACUACCGAGGUCUCGAGAUGUUGGAAUGUGAUUGGCGUCGCCAUUCGAAUGGCUCAAAGCCUAGGGUUACACUCGGAAAAAACAUAUCAACGUCAGAAGACACAAUAUACUCGUGAGAUGGGAAGGAGGCUCUGGCACUCUUGCCUUGUUCUGGAUAGACUCGCUGCUGCUACCUUUGGAUGGCCCAUGAUGAUCCAAGGCCAAAAUAGUAUACCCCUUCCUGUACUCGAUGACAAUGCCAUGAGUCUACAGGGCGAAGUAUUUGUCCCAGUGACACCGACCUCGGCCAUCCAAACUUUCAGAUACACCUGCAAGUUGUUCGGUAUCGUUGAAGAUGUAGUAUCAACACUUUAUCAUAACAAUGGAUCACUACUGCCGGCGAGUGUGGACCGGUGUCAGCAUUCUCAGAUCUUAUUACAGGUCAUGGGCUUAAAUGGUCGACUGGAAGCAUAUCUAAUCUCGUUACCAAUCUUGAUUCGCGACUUCAUCGACGGAUGUGAGCAUACCAAUCCAGAUGGUGCUUGGAAACCUUUGCUUGCUACCCAGCAUGCCAUUUCCUGCAGAUUCCUUUAUACACGAAUACUUCUUCUGCGCCCAGCACUACGGACACCUCUGGAUAAGUCAGACUUGACUGAAGAAGGGGAUGAGCAAAUAACCAUGCAUGCUAUUAACAUUUGUGUCAAGGCUAGCCAUCGUCUCCUGGAUAUAUUGUACACCAGUGUUGACUCUUCGUUAUACAUAGCCGAUUGGCAUGUUGUUUACAUGACAUUCACCGCUGCGACAUCUCUACUAGCCAUCAAGAAAUCUGCCUCGAUGCCAUUAUUUGAGCUACACGAGCCGCUCGUCGACUCGUUGCUGAGGGUCUCACGCCACAUCCUUCAAAACAUGAGCCAGCGAGUACUCGUUUCGGUUCGAGCCGUCCGCUUCUUGAACACCUUGGAGAACCAAAUCGCCCUACAGAAUGCUCGACCUCAACGUAUUGCGGAAGCGACCGUAGUGCCCAGUGUAGAACAAGACCUUGACGACCAUCCACUAGAGAGCUUUGGGGAUCUGGAUGAUUUCGAUUGGUUGGUGAACCCGAGUGCAUUGCUUAGUAGGCAAAGCCCUGGAUUGGAUAUGAGUUGGCUGGAGGGAGCAGACUCCUGGUUGAGC